This is a messenger RNA of Hypoxylon trugodes, 2682 nucleotides long. RefSeq names its product esterase-like activity of phytase-domain-containing protein. NCBI's taxonomy places the organism in Eukaryota, Fungi, Ascomycota, Sordariomycetes, Xylariales, Hypoxylaceae. The record is from RefSeq and is a predicted model, not a curated record. The coding region runs from base 683 to 2248 and encodes 521 amino acids. The transcript has 6 exons.
UGAAAAAGAUGUAAGGAACCACGACCCUAGACAAUUUUGCUGACUGCUAGUACAAACGGCUAGGGCCAAUUUUAAUGCCUGUCGUCCCCCUACAACCCUUCCAGACCAUCUUCUACCCAUUUUCCAGAACGCGUAAUCUAUUGAUUUAAAUCUAAAAAAUGUGUAAUUCUUUUCAAACAUAGAAAUCCCCCACGUGCUCAUUCACCGAGUUCGAAUCCAGACGAAGAUAACUUCACACGUAGUAAUUGAAAUGGUAUCCUGUUUUGUCAGCCGAUUCGCCGCCUAGCUUCUCAGUAGAGGGAUUGAAAGACUAGCGAAUAAGACUCUAGCUAAGAACAACGUGCCCAUGCAUUCGAUAGCGUCUCGCCAGGGUAGUCGGAUAAACACUCAGAGUCAAAGAAUCGCGACCUCCCUAAUGCGGGUUUUUUAUUACCUAUUUGCUUACGAAAAUAACUAACCCAGACUAUGCAAUCGAGGGAGGAUAGCUAAAAUCCUAGUUGUCGUACCUUGCCAUACAAGCCGCACGUGCAAGGUGUACCGAUACUAAAAUGGCAGCUAAAAUCAACCACAAGUUGUAUAUAAAUCUUAAGUAGUUAAUGCUUCAAUGGUAUUCUGCCGUGCUCCGUGUUGUUGUUAUUCGCUCGUUCUUAGACAUUGUUGACUUUGGGGUUAAUAAUCCACGAUGAAUUCGCUACUGACGACAGUCUCUAUUAUCGCUGGCGCCGUAGGUGCUGCGGCGAAGUGUGUACCACGUGCCCCUCAAGCUUCAACCGUAAACAAGACGACUUGCAACGGUAUAACUUACGAAUAUGAGGAAUUAGCCGGCUACGGAUACGUUGUCUCGGACGCGGUUGAUAAGUUCGGCGAUACCCUUGGCGGCUUGGGUUCAUCCCUACACCUAGAGCAGGGCGCUUGGAAGAAGCUGGAUAAUGGAAGCUAUUCGGGUGUGCUAUGGUCGCUGCCCGACCGAGGCUGGAACACUCAAGGGACAAUUAACUUCAACCCGCGAGUGCACAAAUUCAACAUCGUCUUUACUCCGCAACCCGAUGCGACUGCGGAUAAUCCAUCGGGUCAGAACCUGUAUUUCGAGUACCUGGAUACAAUACUCUUCUCCGGACCCGACGGGACGCCUUGCACGGGGCUAGACGCCGAUGCGACCGGGAAUAUCACAUUCCCCGGGUUUCCGGCUCUUCCCGUUACUACUUAUACCGGCGACGGCUUCGGCGGCGAUGGACCGGGCGGUAAACGUAUCCCGGUCGACUCGGAAGGACUUUGGGUGAAUGAAGACUCGAGCUUUUGGGUAUCUGAUGAAUACGGACCCUAUAUAUAUCUCUUCGGCCCCGAUGGAAAGAUGCUUAGCGCAAUCCGUCCCAAUGAUGCUAUCGUACCCGUGCGCAAUGAUACCACCUCAUUCUCUGCCAACAGCCCGCCGCACUACGUCGAUAACGGCGAGGGUGACGAUGUUGACCCGGCUGACCCCGACAGUGGCCGAGACAAUAACCACGGCUUUGAGGGUCUUAGUGUCUCAAAGGAUGGCAAGACAUUGUGGGUACUUUUGCAAGCUGCGGCUGUCCAGGAAGGUGGCCUAGACAAGCAGACCGAACGCUACACUCGUUUCCUCAAGUACGAUGUUUCGAACCGACUGGCCCCCGUUUACGCGGGGGAGUGGGUUGUGCCUCUUCCACUGUACGAUGACCCUACAGCGAAGAAAUCGAAAAAUCCCAAGGUAGCGGCACAAUCUGAGAUACUUGCCCUCGACAAUGGGCAGUUCUUCGUCUUAUCUAGGGACUCCAAUGCUGGGCAUGGUGCUGAGAGUACUCUUUCUGUCUACCGCCAGAUUGACGUCUUCGAUAUUACCGGCGCGACGGACAUCAAAGCUAACGGAGAUUACGACUGCGUUGGCUGCAAUAUCGCUAAGCCUAAGAAAGGAGAACUCAAGGAUGACAUUACACCUGCGACAUAUUGUAGCUUCCUCGACUUCAAUGUUAACUCGCAAUUGAACCGAUUCGGUAUACACAAUGGUGGCGAUCAAGAUUCAGCCCUUCUGAAUGAGAAAUGGGAAUCGCUCGGAUUGGUUCCGGUUAACCCCGAUUCCCCAGACGGAGAAUAUUAUGUCUUUAGUCUCAGCGAUAACGACUUCAUCACCCAGAACGGAUUCAUGAACGGAGGGAAAUUCCCUUACACCGACGAUAGCGGCUACAACCUUGAUAGCCAAGCUCUGGUGUUCAAGAUCCGAAUCUCGUCUUGAAAGGGCUUAUUUGGUAACAAAAUGUUAAUGUUACUGUCGCCGAUACUCGGUUAGGCGGUGAAAGAAUGGUGUAACAGAAUUGAAAUGUUUCGCAAACAUGGCAGCUAAUAGAUUUUGCAUCCCUUAGUAGCGACGAUACAGUGACGUAUGUACCUAUCUAAGGACCUGGUUCGCGAACUAGAACCCCUGACUAGGCGACGUAGGACCUUGGUUAGGCUGUAGACAUUGCGGGCUUGUCCGUUGGCACGAGCCGGAGUUUUUGUAACCGAACAGCCUAGAUUAAUUGUGUUAUUGUCUAUUUAUCGUGUCAAUCAUAAAAUAUGUGUGAAAUCGAGGAAGGGCGUGGAAUUUAAUUGUAGUAUCAUGGCCUACUGCCCUAAUCUGACCAGAACAAAUUCAUUUGAAAGUUCCUAGCGAUCGAAGCAACGUCUUCC